UAUGAGAGAUCUUCAAUAAUUAGUAAGUCGUUGUUCACAACAAUUCAUGGCGGAACGUGAAACGCAACAUUCUGUUUCCCUACCGGAACAAUAAUAUUCUACGUACUGUGCCCGUCGCCAUGUUGGCUCUUCAGUUUCGUCGUGUGGAAUUGUUACAACGAGCCACGUCUGGAAACUGUCAUUUGAAGAAAGUUCUUCCUACUUCUCCCGUGAACUAUGAACUAUCUCAUUUUCACGAGGUCAUCCGCUAACAUGGCCGCCUCGUGGUUGACGAAGAGAUGGUGCUCUACAGCAGCCGCUGUGACAUCCAAGGGCACGAGGUGGCAAAGACUGAUAAAUAGUCGUGCAGGUGUGUGGUGUCGCAGUCUCUUAGGUGAUUAUAAGGAGGCUUGUCGUGAGGUGGUGUCGGGAGCCCGAGAUCGACCCCUCAAAGCCUCUGUCUACUUAGGUUUGCUUGGGGGGAUGUAUGCGGGUUAUUACACCAACCCCGAUGAUUCUUCCUUUGAGACCUGCCUUCUAGAAACUUCAAACCGUCUGGCUCUCCUGUCACCAUGGAUACGCAGUGGCACCUCAGAUGGGCAUGUCCAGAACCUGGUGAAACUGCGAAACGAGUGCAGACUGCGCUAUGCCAGUCUGGGCUUUGCCUCUUUGACUUAUUACACAGACUACGACCCUGUUUCCAGUCUUUAUGAAGCACAGUGUUCUGCAAUUUCUGUGCCCUGGGCGGAGUUGCCCAAACGCGUACUGGAUGUGGGCUUCGCGGGACGCUGGUGGGUGCUUGAUCGUAAAAUGAAGGAUUAUGAUAUUAACGAAGAGGAGUAUAGACAUCUGUCUCCCUCUCUGGUGGCUACAGUUCCACCGUCACCCCAGAUAACUGAGAGGAAUGAAAAACUGCAUCAGGACUCAUGGAAGGCGGUGGUGAUGGAGGACGAGAGCAGUGUGUCAGACAGUGUACAGACAAAGGUGGAGACAUCUGGUGACGCAAAACAAAUGAGCAGUACUGUUUAGAGACACUUUUUAAUUUUAUUUAUGUUUACUUUAAUACUACACUUUGCAUUUGACAAACAUGAUGACACGGAUUCUGCGUAGACUAAUAAACUAAAUGUAAAUAGAAGAAGUGGUAUUCUAAUGUGUCAAUAAAGAAAUUAUGUGCAACGUAGUAUAUCAUUUUAUAAUUUUUCUGCUAAAUGUGUUGAAAUAGGAGGAAACUGCAAGAAUUGAACAAUUCCAAGAAAUGCUGUUCUUCAAAUGGAGCAAUGUUAAUGGCACAUAACUGUAAACUGAUGUUACCUAGUUUUAAAUUCUUAUGUUUUUUAUUGCAAUUCCUCGUCUUUGAGAAAGAAAGCAAAUGGCCCAUUUAUUCUCUGUAAAGUCAAAAUGUGUGAAUGAAAAUAAAAAACAUGCUCAUA
Molecule: messenger RNA, 1409 nt
Organism: Triplophysa dalaica
Lineage: Eukaryota; Metazoa; Chordata; Actinopteri; Cypriniformes; Nemacheilidae
Gene: timm29
Product: translocase of inner mitochondrial membrane 29
Exons: 2
Coding region: 217-1008 (263 amino acids)
Biological process (GO): protein insertion into mitochondrial inner membrane
Cellular component (GO): TIM22 mitochondrial import inner membrane insertion complex
Source: RefSeq, a predicted model, not a curated record